Messenger RNA from Elephantulus edwardii (Cape elephant shrew), 1270 nucleotides. Its product is annotated as S-adenosylmethionine synthase isoform type-1-like. The record is from RefSeq and is a predicted model, not a curated record. The coding region runs from base 70 to 1260 and encodes 396 amino acids. The transcript is spliced from 9 exons. Gene Ontology annotation, cellular component: cytosol. Gene Ontology annotation, molecular function: ATP binding; methionine adenosyltransferase activity. Gene Ontology annotation, biological process: S-adenosylmethionine biosynthetic process. Lineage: Eukaryota; Metazoa; Chordata; Mammalia; Macroscelidea; Macroscelididae.
AAGAACUCCAGCAAAUUCACAGCAGAAGAAUUACUCCUUUGACGAAGCUGCCUGGAGUGGUGUAAAGGGAUGAAUGGACCUGUGGAUGGCUUAUAUGACCACUCUCUGAGUGAAGAGGGUGCCUUCAUGUUCACAUCUGAGUCUGUGGGAGAGGGACACCCUGAUAAGAUCUGUGACCAGAUCAGUGAUGCAGUAUUGGAUGCUCAUCUCAAACAAGAUCCCAAUGCCAAGGUGGCCUGUGAGACUGUGUGUAAGACGGGUAUGGUGCUGCUGUGUGGGGAGAUCACUUCCAUGGCCAUGGUAGAUUACCAGCGAGUAGUGAGAGAUACCAUCAAACACAUUGGCUAUGAUGACUCUGCCAAAGGCUUUGACUUCAAGACCUGCAAUGUGCUGGUGGCUUUGGAGCAACAGUCACCUGAUAUUGCACAGUGUGUUCACCUGGACAGAAAUGAAGAGGACGUCGGUGCAGGAGACCAGGGUUUGAUGUUCGGCUAUGCCACUGAUGAGACGGAGGAGUGCAUGCCCCUCACCAUAAUCCUCGCUCACAAGCUCAAUGCUCAGAUGGCACACCUGAGACGUUCUGGUGUCCUUCCCUGGCUGAGACCAGACUCAAAGACACAGGUGACAGUCCAGUACACACAGGACCAUGGUGCAGUCAUUCCUGUGCGCAUCCACACCAUCGUUAUCUCUGUGCAGCACAAUGAGGAUAUCACCCUGGAGGAUAUGCGUGCAGCAUUGAAGAAGCAGGUGAUACAGGCAGUGGUACCGGCCAAGUACUUGGAUGAAGACACCAUCUACCACCUGCAGCCCAGUGGGCGGUUUGUCAUUGGGGGCCCCCAGGGUGAUGCAGGAGUCACGGGUCGUAAGAUUAUUGUGGACACUUAUGGAGGCUGGGGUGCUCAUGGUGGUGGCGCUUUCUCUGGGAAAGACUACACCAAGGUGGACCGCUCUGCUGCAUAUGCUGCUCGCUGGGUGGCUAAGUCCCUCGUUAAAGCUGGCCUGUGUCGAAGAGUGCUUGUGCAGGUUUCCUAUGCCAUCGGUGUGGCAGAGCCACUGUCCAUCUCCAUUUUCACCUAUGGGACCUCUCAGAAGACAGAGAGAGAGCUACUGGAUGUGGUGAACAAGAACUUUGACCUGCGACCUGGUGUCAUUGUCAGGGAUUUGGACUUGAAAAAGCCUAUCUACCAGAAGACAGCAUGUUAUGGCCACUUUGGAAGAAAUGAGUUCCCGUGGGAAGUUCCUAAGAAGCUUGUGUUUUAGAUCCAGUGGG